Messenger RNA from Puccinia graminis f. sp. tritici CRL 75-36-700-3, 816 nucleotides. RefSeq lists its product as uncharacterized. Lineage: Eukaryota; Fungi; Basidiomycota; Pucciniomycetes; Pucciniales; Pucciniaceae. The transcript is spliced from 2 exons. Bases 1 to 816 code for a protein of 271 amino acids. The record is from RefSeq and is a predicted model, not a curated record.
AUGUCUUCUCCCAACUCUGAGAAUGGCCAUCAAACAGUAAGCUCCUUCGGCGUCUUCGCAGUCCUACUGGGCAUGAUCAUCGGCGGCUUCCUCCUUGCCUACAUGAUUUCCUGUCUUCAAAGCUGGAUCGACAAGCGCCCUCAAAAGCCCCGCCAAGAAACCGGCAACACGAAACCAGCGGUGGUGGAAAAACCUAGAGAAGCCGAGAAGGACUUGGAGGCUGGGACUGUCAUCUCAGAUAAACCAGCGACGACUCAGCAAGACACAAGACGCUCGUUCUGCUCCAUCCGUCGUCCUGGGAUCUUACGUUGGUCGCAAGUAUCUGAGCGGCCCAAGAGAGACAGCCAAAGCGUGAAGGAAAAAAUCUCGCGUCCAACCAGGCUCUUACCCACUGAGGCCUCCUACGUCGUCGUCCGAAGCCCCUUGGAUUUUCCAUUCACAAAUAACAGUUCAAGCCGGAGACGUUCUCUCGACUCUCAGCGGCUUCACCACCACAUCUCUCGACGUAGGGAGACGGAUCUUUCGAGCGGAAAGACGGCCGCAGAGCUCACCAACCAAACCAUCGUCGCUCUUGCCGAUUCGCCGUUCCAGAAGGGCCAGACGAAGCGCACGGUGGUAUGGUUUGACCAGAUCUCAAGACAAGAAAGUCCCCUUCAUUCGCGAGGCUCCCGGACCAACAGUCUGCCAUCCAGCUGGGACGAGAUCUUGCACAGUCCCAGCCCUGUUGACGACGAGCCGCCCCGGGAGGCCCGACACCGGCUGGGCUCGGUUUCCGAACUGUGGCUCGACUUCCAAACCCAGCUAGCUACAGGAUGA